AUGACACUCAGUGGCGGCACUUUACAUUUUCUGACAGAUGCGGCUGCCGAGGUCUUUGGCAAGCGCGAUCUUGGGCAGCCGCAUCAGCCCGAAACCGGAUCUUUCUCUGAGCUGCAGGCAGCCUGUGACUGUUUACACAGUGCCCGCAGCUCAGAGAAAGAUCCAGGUUUUAAGCAGAUGCAGCUGUCCGAGAUCGCGCUUGCAGAGGACUUUGGCAGCAGCAUCUGUGAUUGCCCCUCCUCCUCCGGCUCCCUGACACCAUGUUGCCCGCCUGUGGAACCCUGGUAUAUGAAUUUAUACAUGAAGGACACGUAUAUUCGUUGUAUGUCAGAGAUGCUGGAAUUUGCAGUUCAGAUGACAUGUGGAAAGUGUGUUGAUGCAGUAAAGAGCUCCUUACAUAGUGUUAAAGGUGUACAUAACGUCGCUGUCAAUUUGGAGUCAAAGUCUGUUCUAGUUGAUACAAUAUUACCAGCACUAGAAGUGCAGAACCUGAUUGAGAAUUCAGGAAGGAGGGCAGUGCUGAAAGGAAUAGGCAGCAUUAAAUCGGAGAACCUUGGGGCAGCUGUGGCAAUGAUGUCAGGAGAAGAAUCUGUACAGGGAGUGGUUCGUUUCUUUCAAGUAUCUGAGGACACCUGUGUUAUUGAUGGGACACUUGAUGGCCUGAGUCCUGGCCUCCAUGGACUUCAUAUUCAUGAAUUUGGGGAUAAUUCUGUAGGCUGUGAAAGCUGUGGUGGGCAUUAUAAUCCUCAUGGCAAUAAUCAUGGAAGUCCUGGAGAGACAGACAGUCAUGUUGGAGAUUUGGGCAAUAUUUUAGCUAGUGAUGAUGGGAGAGCAGCAUUUAGACUUGAAAAUGAAAGGGUAAAGGUUUGGGAUGUUAUUGGACGUUCUUUAGUAGUAGAUGAAGGUGAAGAUGAUCUUGGACGUGGAAAUCAUCCUUUUUCUAAAAUUACAGGCAACUCAAGCAAUGGCUUGGCUUGUGGAAUUAUUGCCCGAUCUGCAGGUCUUUUUGAGAAUGCAAAGCAAAUUUGUUCAUGUGAUGGAGUGACUAUCUGGGAAGAAAGAGACCAUCCAGCUGCUGGACCAGGCCGAAAAAAACAGGACACAUACGCUCACCUGUGAAAAACAUAUGCCUUAAAAUGAUAGCUUGCAUUAUAUCAUUCACAAUCACUUUACAUCUACAAAUUGAUGGUUGAUGGGCACAAUUAAUAUGUUAAUUCAGG
Messenger RNA from Nanorana parkeri, 1220 nucleotides. It is a transcript of the gene CCS, whose product is annotated as copper chaperone for superoxide dismutase. The record is from RefSeq and is a predicted model, not a curated record. Gene Ontology annotation, biological process: removal of superoxide radicals. Gene Ontology annotation, molecular function: copper ion binding. The coding region runs from base 1 to 1119 and encodes 372 amino acids. The transcript has 10 exons. Lineage: Eukaryota; Metazoa; Chordata; Amphibia; Anura; Dicroglossidae.